Capra hircus (goat) is the source of this 2595-nucleotide messenger RNA. It is a transcript of the gene EBAG9, whose product is annotated as estrogen receptor binding site associated, antigen, 9. Bases 405 to 1046 code for a protein of 213 amino acids. Lineage: Eukaryota; Metazoa; Chordata; Mammalia; Artiodactyla; Bovidae. The record is from RefSeq and is a predicted model, not a curated record. Gene Ontology annotation, cellular component: secretory granule. The transcript is spliced from 7 exons.
CGGUCUUCCCCCGAACCCAGGCCGACUGCCACUCUAGGAUACUGUUUCCGGGUUAGGGUGACCUCUGGGGUGAGGGACCUGCGACCCAGAGCGGGCCCCGGUCAAGCAGCCCUCACCAUGCUUCUCCCGCGUGGGAGAGCGGCUGGCGGGGCCCCGGCCCAGAGUCUCCCCUCUCCCCAGAUCUGCCCCCCAAGGGGAAAUUUGCCCCUUCUUCCUGCCCUUCCUCUACAGGCCUUGCUCCUUCCCAGACAGAUUUUUCCAAAAUCCAACUCCCAGCCCACUGGGCACCCACUUGGAGCAAUUGAGAGCGUUUCACCGAACGCCUUACGUGUGGUGUCGGAUUGUGUAACCUGAAAACGCUUCUGUCGAUUUUUGCGUCUGUACAGUGGGUUUUGCUUUCCAUCAUGGCUAUCACACAGUUUCGGUUAUUUAAAGUUUGUACUUGCCUAGCAACAGUAUUCUCAUUCCUAAAGAGGUUAAUAUGCAGAUCUGGUAGAGGACGGAAAUUAAGUGGAGACCAAAUAACUUUGCCAACUACAGUUGAUUAUUCAUCAGUUCCCAAACAGACAGAUGUGGAAGAGUGGACUUCCUGGGAUGAGGAUGCACCCACAAGUGUCAAGAUUGAAGGAGGAAAUGGGAAUGUGGCAACACAACAAAAUGCCUUAGAACAACUGGAGCCUGACUAUUUUAAGGACAUGACGCCAACUAUAAGGAAAACCCAGAAGAUCAUCAUUAAGAAGCGAGAACCAUUAAAUUUUGGCAUCCCAGAUGGUAGCACAGGCUUCUCUAGUAGACUAGCAGCUACACAAGAUAUGCCUUUCAUACAUCAGUCUCCUGAAUUGGGUGACUUAGAUACCUGGCAGGAAAACACCAAUGCUUGGGAAGAAGAAGAAGAUGCGGCCUGGCAAGCCGAAGAAGUUCUGAGGCAGCAGAAGAUAGCAGACAGAGAAAAGAGAGCAGCAGAACAACAAAGGAAGAAAAUGGAAAAGGAAGCCCAGCGGCUAAUGAAGAAGGAACAAAAUAAAAUUGGUGUGAAACUUUCAUAACAACUGUUCUUCAGAUGUCAUAGUGCCAGUGGGAGAAAUGCAAGCUCUGCAACCCAAGCAGCAUUUAUAUGGAGCCAAGAGUAUUUUCAGAAUACAAAUACCCUGCUUGAUUUUAAUGCAUUCGUCAGCCAGCCAGGCCACCGGGAUUCUCUCAAAGCCCCCUGAACUCUUAGUGAUUGAGACUCAGAGAACAAAAAAGACUUAUGAGACAAUAUUUUCUUCAACUUGUUCCAAGUGUACGACAAUUGUUUGUUGUAGAGAAAUUAUUACAAAUGGAAUUUAUCAGUACCUCUUCAAGCUAGUGUUUCUAGCUAAUUCAGUGGGUGUAAAUAAUUCUAUGAUGGGAAAGAAUUCUGCUGUCUAUAGUGCUUUCCUUCAGUGUGCAUAAUGUUAAAAUAAAUAAUUUUAAAUAUUUGUUUGUUUCCAUGAUUACCUAACCUAAAUCAGACAGACUUGCAGGGCUUUAACUUCUUAUUUUUGUUGUCAGAAGCUGGUGUUGGCAUAUAUUUGCUCUGGCUUGAACUGGCAUUCAUUAAGGCAUCUGGUCAUUUCAGUUUUCAAGAAAAUGACAUUAAAUGCAAUAAUUUUAUUUAUCACAAACAUUUUAUACAUCAUUGUUUUCUUUUAGAUGGUGUUGUAAUGUUUUACUUAUUUGUAAUUUAUAUUGCAUGUAUAAACAUACUGAAAAUAAGCUAAAAUGGCAAAUUUGUUUUACAUUAUUAUAAUUUGUGAGUUUUAAAAGCUAGUAUUUGUAGUUUUUCCCUGUCAUUGUAGAUUUUAAGAUGUUAUAGUAUCUUUAAGUACCUUAGCUCCUCUCUGCCAAAAGCCAUUAAUUUACAAAUCCAUAAAGCCUUCAGUUCUACUGUUUCAAAGCUUUUAGAUGAUUUCUGUAUCAGUUUUAUAUAAUAUGACAUAAUACAAGUUACCUAUGUUGUUUGCUAAGGUAACGUUGAGUAAUUAAACCAAGAUAGGAAUAAUAAUGCUUCUAUUUUUGGAUGUUGACAAGCUCCAAAAUAGUUUUCAGGAAAUAGAUAUAGACUGUGUUCAUAGGGAAAAAUGUAGAUUUGAUAGUUUAAAAUCUCAUUAAUUUUGUCUCCCCAAUUAAAAUACAUCCAGCCUGACCUUCUUUGGCUUUGGAAUUUAAGAUUUUUACUUUCUUAAAAGUUGCUGCCCAAAAUUAACAUUUUGUGAGUUUUUUAAAUGUCAUAAAUGCCAAAUACUGCUAAUUCAUUGGAAUUAAAGUGAUAUUUCAUAGUAAAAUCACAAACUAUACAAUAAACUCCUUAAGUUCUUAGCCUAAGCAUCUAGACCAAAUGGAAUUGUUUUUUUAUUUUCUUAAAAUUUUUAUUGGAGUACUGUUGAUUUACAAUGUUGUGUAAGUUUCAGAUGUACAGCAAAGUGAAAUCAGUUGAAAUUUAACUUUGGUAAAAAGCAAACUGUUACAGCCCCAAGCUAUAUUUUCAGUUAUGAUUAUUAGAGAGUUUUUGCCAGUGAACUCCCAAUUAAAUAGAAUUAGACUCAAAUUUGUAAUAAUAAAUGAAUUAUUUUA